CAUAAUGUAAUUAGAUGGUCUUGAAUUUUUUUAUAAAUUCAAUUACUUUUAUUUUAUUUUUGUUUUGCAGAUAAUGGUAGUUUAUAAAUUUUCGGGAAUAAAAUCAAAUACGUUGCUAACAACAAUUGUUAAAAUUUCACGAUCGCAAGUUUUACCAGUGAAAAUUAGUGCUUAUGAUCAAACCCAUACUGCAAGUUUUUCGUAUACGUGGGAAGCGAAUCAGAGUUAUAAUUUUACCAUUCCGUGUAUCAAUGUCGUAAUAGCCACCAACAAAAUUCCUUUCUUCAGAGCAAGGACAUUUAUCGUUCAAAUAUCACGUUUCGACGAACGCAAUAGACAUCUUACAAUACUUAAACGCUACGAAAUACCAGAAAGCAUUAUACCGUAUGAUUAUGGGAUUCAAUUCAUGACCAUAUAUUUUAAUUAUCUUUUUUUAGGUACAAGAAAAGCUGAACUAAUAAUCUUCAAAUUAAAAAAUCUCCAGCAUUUGAAAUAUUUAAAUUUCGAUAAUCUUGAAAAAAAAGUAAUACAGACUGAAAUAUUGACUAAACUACUGAAAAUAACUAAAUAUAAUAAUCAAAUUAUUAUGUUAUUGGCCAAUAGGAACGAAGUCAAACUAUUAACCUGCAAUCUAAAUUUUUAAUUUUUUUAAAUACAUACAAAGAAUAUUAACGAUUAUGAUCAUUUUUAAAAAUGAUUUAUUAACAAUAUAAGUGAAAUAGUAAAUUAGUAUUAUCAUUUAUAA
Microplitis demolitor is the source of this 745-nucleotide messenger RNA. RefSeq lists its product as uncharacterized. NCBI's taxonomy places the organism in Eukaryota, Metazoa, Arthropoda, Insecta, Hymenoptera, Braconidae. The record is from RefSeq and is a predicted model, not a curated record. The coding region runs from base 74 to 643 and encodes 189 amino acids. The transcript is spliced from 3 exons.